AUGCAAGACUCCCCACCCCUUCAGCCAUUCAGAAAACCACAUCCGUCCCACAUUUUAUGUCAUCCUCACAGGAACACACACUUCCCCUCAUUGCCCUCUCAUCCAUCCAUCCAUCUGAAACAAAAUAUCCUCAAACCCUCUGAAGCAUUUUGUCAACCCUCUCCUCUGCUGUGGCCAAAGUUCACCAGCAGAAACUCACCCCCAGACACAUCCUCACCGACACUGCCACUGCAAUUACUGCACUGGCUGGCACUGGUCACUUGUGCCUGCUUGCUGCCUGCUCUUUUCAGUCAAAUUCCAGGAGCUGUAGCUGGCGAGACGUGGGGUGUAGUCUCAGCGUGUCCCUUCCAUUGUGUCUGCAGGAAUCUCUCAGAAUCUCUAAGCACACUUUGUGCCGACAAAGGUCUUCUUUUUGUCCCGGCAAACAUUGACCGCCGAACUGUUGAGCUUCGUCUUGCUGAUAACUUCAUUCGAGAAGUGGGAGGAGCUGACUUUGCCAACAUGACGGGACUGGUGGAUUUGACACUAUCCCGGAAUACCAUCAGUCACAUCCGGCCACUGGCA
Messenger RNA from Sinocyclocheilus anshuiensis, 564 nucleotides. RefSeq names its product leucine-rich repeat and fibronectin type-III domain-containing protein 3-like. The record is from RefSeq and is a predicted model, not a curated record. NCBI's taxonomy places the organism in Eukaryota, Metazoa, Chordata, Actinopteri, Cypriniformes, Cyprinidae. The annotation marks the transcript as partial. The transcript has a single exon.